AUGACGAAUACCUUCACCGCAGCAACCCUAGAGAUGGAGAAAGGACUACCGACAAGAAGAGCUCGAGCAACUGCGGCUUCAGUCCUCUUCAACGGCGAAUUCACCUUUUCAUCUGCUGCAAGGCUUCAAUCAUUCGCUGGUCUUCUCAAUGAGAAAGGGAAUCUCGUUGGUGCCGCUGUUACCAUUGGAAACACCCUUUGCGCCCAGAUCACGGCACGAGUUGGGUUUGAUUGGGUGCUUAUCGACAUGGAACACGCCCCCGUCUCGGCGCGCGAAGCCUCCAGCCUGGUCCAGGCAGUGGUCGCAGCAUCAGGUGGCCAGUGCGUUCCAGUAAUACGCACCCCUUCGCAUGGUGUCGAGUGGAUCAAAUGGGCUUUGGACUCUGGGGCUGCGGGCAUCAUCAUUCCCAUGGUGACGACCGCUCAAGAAUGCGAAAACAUCAUCCAACGUGCCAUUUAUCCACCAAGAGGCCAGCGCAGUUUCGGACCUUUUCUGGCGCCAUAUGCCGAUGUCGACCCCGCGGCCGAUGUCACGAAGUACAUGAAAGAACGCGCGAAGGAGGUGGCGAUCAUUCCGAUGAUCGAGUCUAUGGAGGGCGUAGAGAACGCAGAGGCGAUCUUGAGAGUCCCCGGAGUAACAGCCUGUUUUGUCGGGCCUUACGACCUUCGCCAAUCUAUGGGCCUGCCAGGUGGUGACGGUGAAGAGCCCAGCUACAUCAAUGCAUUGCAAAGGAUUCUCGAGGCGGGGAAGAGGAAUGGUGUAGUCAUUGGCACAGUCGGCGCGACCGAAGCAUCUGCAAGACGGAAGGUAGAGAUGGGGUUCAGAUUUCUGCUCACGGGCCAGGAGCCCAAUUUCCUGGCUGCUGGUGCCAGGUCGACUUUGCAGCAGUGUCAACGGGGAAUGAUAGCCGCGAGAACUAGCAAUUUGUAA
Messenger RNA from Cladophialophora immunda, 930 nucleotides. RefSeq lists its product as uncharacterized. The record is from RefSeq and is a predicted model, not a curated record. Gene Ontology annotation, cellular component: cytoplasm. Gene Ontology annotation, molecular function: aldehyde-lyase activity. Bases 1 to 930 code for a protein of 309 amino acids. The transcript has 2 exons. Lineage: Eukaryota; Fungi; Ascomycota; Eurotiomycetes; Chaetothyriales; Herpotrichiellaceae.